Molecule: messenger RNA, 2082 nt
Organism: Zea mays
Lineage: Eukaryota; Viridiplantae; Streptophyta; Magnoliopsida; Poales; Poaceae
Product: Protein NRT1/ PTR FAMILY 5.10
Exons: 4
Coding region: 185-1879 (564 amino acids)
Biological process (GO): transmembrane transport; dipeptide transport
Cellular component (GO): membrane
Molecular function (GO): tripeptide transmembrane transporter activity; dipeptide transmembrane transporter activity
Source: RefSeq, marked provisional
CCACUCCCCCCCGCCGUCCAGGUUGGUUGGUGGGUUUGAAUUCGAGCUCAACGAGCGACGGCUUGCCCCUGCCGUUUCUCUGCUCAGCGUGCCAGAGCUAGUUCAUCUCCAGCAUCUCCGGCCGUUACUUGCUCUGAGCCAACAACAGUAUCAAAAGCCCCGACCCCCCCAUCCUCCGGCGACGAUGCCUUCCGGCGACGAUUCCGACCCCCUGCUGGCGCCCGCCGACGGCAUACGCUUCGCGGCGCUGGACUACCGCGACCACCCCGCCGACCGCGGCGCCACCGGCGGCUGGCGGUCGGCGCUCUUCAUCAUAGCGGUGGAGAUCUCGGAGCGGUUCACGUUCUAUGGCGUGUCGUCGAACCUGAUCAACUACCUCACGGGCCCGCUCGGAGAGGGCACCGCGGCGGCGGCGGCGGCCAUCAACACGUGGAACGGGGUGGCGCAGCUGCUGCCGCUGCUGGGCGGGGCCCUCGCGGACAAGUGGCUCGGCCGCUACCGCACCAUCGUCGUCGCAUCGCUUCUCUAUGUCAUCGGUGCAGGCAUGCUGGCCUUCUCGACCUUGCUCUCCUCCGGCAGCGGCCACCAAUGCACCACCGCCGGGGGCCAGACCUGUGCGCCGUCCACCAUUAAGGUGACCUUCUUCUACGUCUCCCUCUACAUCGUGGCCGUGGCGCAGGGCGGCCACAAGCCGUGCGUCCAGGCGUUCGGCGCCGACCAGUUCGAUCAGAGCGACCCCAAGGAGACCGUCUCCAGGAGCUCCUUCUUCAACUGGUGGUACUUCGGCAUGUGCGCCGGCACCGCCGUCACGCUCCUGUUCCUCAACUACGUGCAGGACAACAUCGGAUGGGGCCUCGGUUUCGGCAUUCCGUGCGCCGUCAUGGCAGCUGCGCUCGCCGUAUUCCUUCUCGGUACAAGGAGGUACCGGUACUACGUCACUGCCGGGGAGCGGGGCCUGUUCGCUCGUGCCGGCGAGGCUUUUGUUGAGUGGCGGAGCAGGCGAAAGGCUCUUCAGCAUGGUGAUCGACCUGUAGCAGAGGGGGCGCCGGGAUUCAGCGCUGGUGUCGACGAGGAGGAGCAGGCUGCAGUCAGCCAUGACGCAGGCCUCGUCAAGGAGACCAAGGACAUCCUCCGUCUAUUCCCGAUAUGGGCGACGUGCCUGCUCUACGCGGUGGCGUUCUCGCAGUCGUCGACGUUCUUCACGAAACAGGCGGCGACCCUGGACCGGCGCGUCGGGCGGCACUUGCAGGUACCACCGGCCGCGCUGCAGAGCUUCAUCAGCAUCACCAUCGUGGUCUUCAUCCCCCUCUACGACCGCGUCCUCGUGCCGGUGGCGCGCCGGUACUCCGGCAACCCAUCCGGCAUCACCAUGCUGCAGCGCAUCGGGACGGGGAUGUUCCUCUCGCUCUUGUCCAUGGUGAUCGCGGCGCUCGUCGAGAAGCACCGGCUCCGCGUGGCAGUGGACGCUGGCCUCGUGGACAAGCCAAUGGUCCCCCUGCCGAUGAGCCUAUGGUGGAUGGUGCCGCAGUACGUGCUGUUCGGGGCCGCCGACGUGUACACCAUGGUCGGGCUGCAGGAGUUCUUCUACGAUCAGGUGCCCGACAAGCUGCGCAGCCUCGGGCUGGCACUCUACCUUAGCAUCUUCGGCGUCGGCAGCUUCAUCAGCAGCACGCUCGUGUCGAUCAUCGACAGUGUGACGACGGCCAGGGGCGGGAGCUGGUUCUCCAACAACCUGAACCGUGGCCACGUGGACUACUUCUACUGGCUACUCGCCGCGCUCAGCGCCCUCGAGCUCCUCGCCUAUGUCUUCUUCGCGGUGACAUACAAGUACAAGAACAAAGCAACCGUGCAUGCAACUGUUGUUGGUCAGUCGCUUUAGUUCAAAAAUGAAUUAGCGGCAACAAAUAUUCGAGAAUGGAGUUAGUACAUCAUCCUACGACAUAGUAUAGGUGAUAUGACACACAACUAAAUGUAAAUGGUACCUUUUCUCCGUUAGGGUUUGUGGUCCAUACUUAUCUUUGAUUUUGAUUCCCAUUUGUAUCUGUUGGGACUUGGGAGGGUCAAUGCUAUCAUUCAAUUCUU